AUGUGGGGUAGUCAGGUGCUGGAUAAUUCAACUGGUGUCCCUCGUGCUGAGCUGAAUAUGGAGGGGAAAUACACUUGUAAGGCUACAAGCCAGGCAGGAACCGACAGCAAAGAAGUACGAGUGAGUUUUACGAGUAAGUAUUGGAUUGAGUAUAAUAUGAUGAACACAGUGAGGUAGUAUAGGGCAUAAUUUAUUGAACUGGCCAAUUAUUAAAGGGGGACUUGAUUCUAAAAUUUCUUUGCGAACCAUAAGUUUAAGAGAGCCUGGAAGGCACCUCGUAACUACUCUAAAUCCUAUAACUUUGCUUACUAAAUUCUAUUGCCAUUGCAAUUCGCUCGUUUGUUUUCCCCCUUGCAUGAUUCUGUUUAUUAAUAGUCAAUGUGGGGCAAAUGUUAGGCCAACACAGAGCCAAUAGACCGGUGUUGGGCUUAUGGGGGUACCAUGUCAGGCAAUAUAGAGUUAACUGAAGUAAGGCCAAUGACUGGUUGUAUUUUUAUUGCAGCUUGCCCUUUUUGCUCUCAGGCAGAAGGGCAGUGGUAUUCUCACUGGGGAAACACUCUUUCCUGUUCAAAUGUUCGCUCACCAGCAGACAUCAACUGCGCUUCUACUCUUGCGGAAGUUCUGUGAGUCUACAAAUUUGAACAAAAAUGGAGAGGGAGGAUAUGGGGAUACCGUACAACCAACAAAUUUGGUGACCUACCCCUCCCCAUAGCCAACAUUUUACCUUAAGUGAAAAGUAAGUGUUAACUUUUCCUUAGGGGAGGGGUAGGUGGACAGUUUUCCUAAAUUUGUCCACACUUUGUCUCAAUCUUUGGUGGCUGUUUGCUUAUCAUUCAAAAACAUUUUAACAAGGUGUGAUUACAACGGUUGUUAUGGUAACCAGCUAUAAUAGGAUAGAUAAGGUCAGGACAUUUUAAUUUCUGAAAACUAUUCAACCUCCUGCAAAGUUUCACGACUCUGGCCAGUGCUUUAUGCCAAGAUAUUUUUUAUAGUGUGUUUUAAUUUCAACCAUACCCGUUCUAUUUCAGGUACCUGUAUGCAAGCUACUUAAAAAAUCUGCCAGCUGACAUGUUUGCAAGUCUUUCCAACGUGCGUUACCUGUGAGUAUUAUAUUUACCCUGCACUUACAUGCAUUGGCACUGUCCUCAUGCUCCUGGUAUAAGCUAGGUUAAGCAACAACGACGACGACAGUAGUGAAAAAGUCGUUAACAAAAUGAAUUUGCGCCUUUCAAACUUUAUGGCGUCUUACGUGGACUAGUCUGCAUGUGUCGGCAAAAAUCACAGCAGUGCGUUGCGAGGAGGGGUGUAUCAGACGAUGUGUCGGCAAAAAUCACAGCAGUGCGUUGCGAGGAGGGGUGUAUCAGACGAUGUGUCGGCAAAAAUCACUCGUCACGUAACGCUCCUCCCCUCCCCGUUUGUGGGGAGGAGCGUUGUGUGACGACACUAAAAACGGAUGUGUAGCAGACUAUACGUGGACCCACUCAAUUUGAUUUAAUUUAAUUUAUAAAACCAAUUGUUUUUUAACGUUGUUGUUGUCGUCGGCGCCGUCCCUAACCGUAUUGUGUCUCCUCCUCGAUUAAAAUGCCAAUAUAUAGAAAUGGGAAUACCACUUGAAUACAGUUGAUUUGAGAAUCUCUUUUCUGACUGCAUGACUGAUCAUCUAUUUCUAAAAGGAUCCGCUGACUACUGUCUCUAGAUAAUGGUAUUCCCGAUACCUGCCAUCUUUGCAAGCGCUUUAGGAUUGAUGGGAUAAAAGAAAUGUCACGUGGUAUUUCAGGGGGCAAACAAGUGACAAAAUUUGUCAACACGAGUAGUUAAAUCGCGGUCGCCGGAGUUUGAUUAUUUUUUCAAAAGUCAAGGACGAUUUAAUAGUCAUGCAAAAUCUACGGUUCUAGUUUCGACAAGUUUACGUCAUUAUGACUUGCUGUUAGGACAUCUACGGUCGCUACUGCAACUAGAAAAGUAACAAUGAUCACUUUCAGCCCUAAUUUUCCCUUAUCGCCUUUAAGAUAAAAAGCUCUUUAUUUUCUGUUGUUUAGAAUAUACAAACUCGACCGCGAUUUCUUGCAUUGGCAAAUUUAAUCACUUGUUUGCCCCCUGAGAAUUAAAGCACGUGACAUCGCUUUUAUCUUAUCAGUCCUUAAGCGCGUGCAAAGAUGGCGGGUAUCGUGAAUAAGGUCUACUGAAUUGCCUGUAUUUUGUUGCCCCAAGCCUCUGUUUCAAAGCGAGGCUAAAUGCGAAGCCAUUGAUAUGAAAACGAGUUUUAUUCUCAUGAAAAUGAAACUCAUUUUCAUGUGAACGGUUUUGCACUUUGUCCACUUAUUUUUCACUGGUUGUACAUGGGGCAUGUUAAAUUUGGCACAAGCAAAAUGGAUUUGUUUAUUUUAAUUUUAUUUGUUUUAUAACUAAUAUCAAUAAUUUAAUUUUGGACAAGGCUUUAGGCUCAGUAAAUUUCCAAACUGAAACAACCCUCCAGCUUAUUUAAUCAACUCUGUCUCCAGUUGAAAGUUACCAUAUCAUUUUUCCGCAGUUUUUUAGCAUCAAACAACAUCCAAACGCUAUCUGCCCAAUUAUUCUCCAACUUGAGAGAUUUAGUACAACUGUAAGUUACUAUGCUUUAAGUUAGCUCUUUAUAAAAACUAGGGAGAAACAGUGACAUGCACCCCAACUGGUUUCUCCGCGACAGACGUCUGAGAAACGACUGUAGCCGAAUUCCGCAAUUAUGACAGGUCACUAACCAGAUCUAGGUCGUUUGUCUGACUGCUGUCAGAAGUACGCGUCAUCAGUUUGGAAUUUCUGCAGUCGUUCCUCAAACGUCACUGGUUUCGUGCAGGGAGACCAGAAAUGGCGUCGCGAAAUUAAAUGUCUUCUGUUUCCUCAGACUAGUUAAUUUCUGAAAAAUGUACUCUAACCGAAACGCUUACACUCGAUAUGCGGUGAAAUAUAAGUUCAAAAAAUGCUUUCAUUUGAUACGUCCUGCAUUUGACUGAAUAUGCCUUUUUUUGUCCACGCAGAGACUUAUCUUCAAACGCCAUCUCAGUUUUACCACCAGGGCUGCUUUCGAACUUGACACAAUUGUCUAGCCUGUAAGUUCAACAAAUUAAUAAAUAAAAAGAAGAAAGGUGUAAAAAAAAACGUCACAAAAAGGUUUUUUCACCUGAUCUGGCAGAGAAAUUUAGUACGAAAAUUUUUGGCAUAGCUUUUUGGUGAGUAUUUCUCAAUAUAGUAUAUAAUGAAGAAAAUUACAAUGGCGAGACCGCCUGGUCCCAUUAGCACCUGGAUCAAAGAACACAAGUCCCGUGAUACCUCUGCCGUUUUCGAGCAUUGCCAAGCAACGGGUCACAACAUCAAGCCACACAAUGUAAGAGUACUAUCUGACGAAAACAACACCAUUAAGCGUAGAGUCAAGGAAGCCAUUGCUAUUAACAAAGGAAACUCUCCCUGAAUAGCGGUGAGGGACUGGACUUACCAGCAAUUUACAAUCCUCUCUUGGGGGUUCGUAACGUUACUUUCUGUCACACAACGCUGAUGAAGUCUGAGUGAUUCGGACGAAAUUUCGUUUUCUUAAUUUUUGCUCUGAGUUUUGGAAUUCUCUGUACUUAAGGUUUAAAAUGGGACGCCGGUAUGUCUUUCAAAAAUCAAGAAGUCGUUUAUUUCCAGGGUCGACUUUCUAUCAGUCUCGUAAUCUACGUCAUUCCUCUAUUCACGAACUCGUCAAAGGAGGUGGCUUCCUUACUCAUUUAUUUGAUAUUUAUUUGAUAAAAGUUAGGGUAGGAAAACUAAUACUGUGGUGUUUUUCUUCUGCAGAAAUUUGAGUUCAAAUGACAUUGCGACUCUUGAUGCCGACAUCUUUUCCAGUCUUGGGCAUUUAGACUACCUGUAAGUUUGAAUAGAAAAAGAGAUUCAAAGAGAUUUUUGUAAGGAAGGCAUGACAAAAAGAGCGGAUGGUCUUCUCUUGAUGACAAGCAUUACAACGAUGGGGUACCGAACGAGUUUGAGAAUGCCGGUCAAGGUGGUGGAAAUGAAUCUUUAGACAGUUAGUUUACAACUCAAAUGGGAGUAUUCCUGGAAAAAGAAUAUAAUAAUAACCAAUGUUUAAUACGCCGAAUAUUUUAGGCAGUAAUCUGUUUAAAGUUAGCUGGUUAGCAAAUUGUCAAAGAGUUCCUCUAUCUGCCUUGAAAUAGAAAGACUACUGAAUUCACCAUCUUCCUGGAUUGUUUGAUUUGAAGACAACAGAUCUAUGGGAUUCUAUUCAGAGAGUAUUUCAUUUACGGGGACAUGAGUCCUUGAUGAUUCAUAUAUCAGAAUCUGCAUUCGCGUUUCAUUAAUUAAGGGCUUUCGGGGAACAAUUAACGUGAGCUAUUACUUAUUUCCAGGUCACUGUCUUUCAACAAGCUUGAACUUCUUCCCGACACCAUAUUCACGAACCUUACAGAGCUGCAAUAUCUGUAA
Messenger RNA from Porites evermanni, 4452 nucleotides. The record is from the annotation of a GenBank genome assembly. Lineage: Eukaryota; Metazoa; Cnidaria; Anthozoa; Scleractinia; Poritidae.